Schistocerca nitens (vagrant locust) is the source of this 3534-nucleotide messenger RNA. RefSeq names its product chondroadherin-like protein. The record is from RefSeq and is a predicted model, not a curated record. NCBI's taxonomy places the organism in Eukaryota, Metazoa, Arthropoda, Insecta, Orthoptera, Acrididae. The transcript has 2 exons. Gene Ontology annotation, molecular function: protein binding. Bases 159 to 1958 code for a protein of 599 amino acids.
CGGCAGACGGAGCACAAUUCGGUUGUAAAAUUUCGGUUAAAAAAAAUUAUUAUGAUCCUGUCUUAUGUCGCUUUUGUUCCGGUGUUGUGCAGAUAAAGACGAGCUUUAUGACGUAUUGAACUCUAUAUCUAAUUUAACACAAGUGAACCUACACGAAGAUGAUCAGCUUGACUUUAAUCUUUGUGACGACGGCUGGAGUUGCCAUGUCAGAAUUCAUUUGUCCACGUCCUUGUGAAUGUGACGGCCUGGCGGUCGUCGACUGUUCUAAUCGCGAGCUGACUCGUAUCUCGACCGACGGUUUCGACAUCGACACGAGGAGAAUCAUAUUGUCAAACAACAGAGUAGAAGCGCUUGAAGCUUCUGUGUUCCACAAAACGAAAGUGAGGGUGUUGCAGCAGGUGUUACUCGACCACAACCGGAUAUCCCGUGUCGACCCGGAAGCGUUCUUCGCCCAGCCGGAACUGAUCGAGCUGGACCUGUCCCACAACGCGCUGACGGCGCUGUCCAUGUUCCCCUUCAGGCGGUGCUGGCGACUGCAGCGGCUCAUACUCUCCCACAACCCCUUGCACACAUUCGACGGUGUAGCGCCACCCCCGGCGUUCAGAGAGCUCUACCUGGAUCACUGCGCACUGAGGCACGUCCUGAGCCCGAAGCCACCGGCCGGUGAUGUUUCAGGGGUGGCACGCCUGCGUCUGGAUGGCCUGAAGCGACUGCAGGUCGAAGGGAACCCACUGCGUUGCGACUGCAGCCAGCUGGGCACCUACCGGCAGCUGGAGCGCAUGCGGCUCGCUAGGGAUACCAACUGCGGGGAUUCCCCAGACCUCUUCUGGCAGGCCGUCCUCGAGAGGCUCGACUGCUCGCCCUGUCCUCAAAAUUGCACCUGUCCGACGCACAGUGUUGCCAACUGCAGCAGUGCCACUCUGCGAGUGGUCCCACAGGAAGGCUUCAACCACUCUGUCACCACCAUUGUGCUCUCCAACAACAGCAUAGAAAGAAUUGAUAACGGUGUAUUUGCAGCAGCGAAAGUCACAGCCACUGAGAAGAUUCUGCUGGACCACAACCGCCUGUGGCUGCUGGAUGUGGGUGCCUUUUCCAGCCUGGACCAUUUGCGAUAUCUGGAUCUGUCCCACAACGAACUGCGUGGGAUCUCCAACCGGAUGCUGGAGCAAGCGUCGCUGUCUAACCUGGAGUCGCUGUUGCUGUCGCACAACCUGCUGUCGCACGUGGCGGACGGCGCAUUCUCUGGGCUGUCGCGGCUGAGAUACCUCGACCUGUCCCACAACCUGCUGACUACCCUCUCCACAGAUGCCUUUGCUGGUACCGCCCUCGUGUCCAUCUCAGUGGCUUCCAAUGCUUUAUCCGACCUGUCGUGGAUGGUCAACAGCAGUGGCUCCUAUCGCGACGUCAAUGUCAGCAACAACAAUUUGAACACGUUGUCUGCUGCAGAGGUGGCAGCACUGUCCAGACUCAGCGCCCUCCAGCUGGUGGGGAACCCUCUCCGAUGCGACGUGACGCUUCUGCCCGCGCUCUACGCGCUGGAAUCCCGUGCUCUGGCUAGGGACACCAAGUGUCACACUCCACCAAGUCUGAGGGGCCGAUUUUGGCAAAACCUGGACAGACACACAGCACAGCCGCUUAUGCUUGGUGUAAGCUCCGUCCCCAAAGAUAUUAAAACUUCAAAUACGCCGCCCCCGCCACAGCUUCAACAGGCAGGGUGCACACCAUUAUAUCUGUUUUUUGUAAUUGUACCAAUUACGAUCGCACUAUCAGUGCUACUGACUCUCGCAGCUGCGCACUUCAUCCUCAAAAAAUUGGAUGCUAAGCACAAAGGUGUUCAAGAAGAUACAGGUGAUCAGCGCUUGCAGGGUACCCCAAACGAACCGCUAACCCUUUUUAAUGAAGCCCCACAAGCUGGUCGGCACACACCACAUCGCCUGAUUUAUGUGAGUCAAACAUGAUAAUCUCGUCACCACUCACCUCUGGUUGUAUCACAGCUGCUGUUUCCUGAUUUAAUUUCGUUGGUGUCUGCUGUAUGUGUUACAGAACCAACUUAUUACCCCAGUAGUAGGCCUACAUUUGUUGUUUACAAUACAUUUAUGUUAGGUCAUAAAGAGCUGAUAAUUAUAGGUGUAGGCUACAAUCUCUUAGAAAGUCAAUGCUUGUUUUGAAGUUUUUUCACUUUCUGAUGCAAGUUUUACUUUGCUUAGUGUAUUAGACAAAGUUACUUACAGGUCCUCCGGGGUAGCCGAGAGGUUCUAAGCGCUACAGUCUAGAACCGCGCGACCUCUACGGUCGCAGGUUCGAAUCCUGCCCCGGGCAUGGAUGUGUGUGAUGUCUUUAGGUUAGUUAGGUUUAAGUAGUUCUAAGUUCUAGGGGACUGAUGACCUCAGAAGUUAAGUCCCAUAGUGCUCAGAGCCAUUUGAAAGUUACUUACUCUCACGAAAAAAGCAUGUGAUGAAAACGCCUUCUGAUGACCAGUUGUUAGGGAGCCUUUACUGCCCAUCCUGUCAAUGUGCCUGGACAAGUUUCCUUCGUGGAAGCGCAUAUUUAUGAUUGUCGUUAGGUGACGUCGAGAACGUAUCACACCUGUAAGCCAUGAUCUUCUUGCAUGAGUACGUUGUAUGUUACAGGGCUGUCAGCCUCUCUCCCACAGUGUACCUUUUUCCUCUUCUAUCCAUGUCUUAUGUGCACUCGAGGUAGGUUCAUCUACUUGGUCGUAUGCAUUCAAAUCUUGGAUAAAUAAGUUUCCAGUGUAUUUUGCGUCAUCUCAGAGAAGUUACAUGAACUCGUUUUGUUAGAAAUUUGGGUGCCACGGUAUCCACAGUAAGUUCACUGAAGUUUCAUAGCACUACAGCUACCAAGGGAGAAGAUAUUGUUGCUCUGAUUUUUAAAAAAUCUGGUAUUUUUUAUGGUCUUAAGAACCCCUUCUCCUGUCAAAAAAAAAAUGUAGGUGACAUUGGCCAUUGAGAUACUAAGUUACUCAUAUGAUGACUGUUGCGAAUAGCAUUACGCAACCAGGCCGGAUAGCUGUGUGCCUUAAAGCGCCCACUUCUGAGACAGGGGGCGCUCUGGCCGCGGUUUCAAUCCACCCGCCGUAUUGACGACGAUAGCCGGGGUGUUGGCCAGUAUGGAUGUGGUUUUAGGCGGUUUCCCGCAUCCCACAAGGUGAAUACCAGUCUCCUUAAACGCAUCAGCAGCAGAAACAACAGAGCAGCAGUACUGUGCAGUUUAGUAACAUUUUUAAGAUAUUACGACCAUAUCGAUAUCUCUCUUACCAAUCAGUGACUGCAGGUAAGAAUUUUGAAGGCAGCUCUUCUACUAUAGAAUGAAUCUCGUAGAUAUAAAAAUAUGUAAAGUACUUUGGUCCUUUCGAUGAUUAUAUGUUUCUUAAAGUGUACUCAAUCGAGUUUGUCUUAAUGCAAUGUUGUUCUAUGUGGUGUCUACCUUAUUCUUUACUUUACAUCCUUGUUUCGCUAAGGUUUUAUCGAAAAAAGCAUUAUUGCUUAAAUUUGUUCUACCUGCAAUAUAGAACUG